This is a messenger RNA of Trifolium pratense (red clover), 2943 nucleotides long. RefSeq names its product receptor-like protein 7. The record is from RefSeq and is a predicted model, not a curated record. Gene Ontology annotation, molecular function: protein binding. The transcript has a single exon. NCBI's taxonomy places the organism in Eukaryota, Viridiplantae, Streptophyta, Magnoliopsida, Fabales, Fabaceae. Bases 1 to 2943 code for a protein of 980 amino acids.
AUGAAUAUGACUUCGUGGGUUUUCUUGUUAUCCUUUUGCCUCAUAAACCUCAGCAUCAAUAUUGUUUUUGCUACUAGCCAUUGUCUUAGUCAUCAACAAUCUUUGUUGCUCCAAUUGAGAAAAAACCUCAUAUUCAACUCAACUAAGUCCAUAAAACUUGUUCAAUGGAAUCAAAGCAAACAUUGUUGUGAAUGGAAUGGAGUAACAUGCAACAAAAAAGGACAUGUUAUAGCUCUUGACUUAAGUCAAGAAUUUAUCUCUGGACAAGUUGAUAAUAGUCUUUUCAACUUGAAGUAUUUGCAAAGUUUGAAUUUGGCCUAUAAUGAAUUUCAUUCUGAGAUUCAUCCAAAUUUUCAAAACCUAAAGAAUUUGAGGUAUUUGAAUUUAUCAAAUGCUGGUUUUGAGGGAAAAGUUCCAAUUGAAAUUUUCCAAAUACUCUCACUACAUGUGCUUGAUGUUUCUUAUAAUCUUGGUCUUCAUGGUUCUCUACCAAAUUUCCCACAUCAAGGAUCUUUGCACAACUUGAAUCUUAGCCAUACAAAUAUUUCAGGACCAAUUCCAGAGUCUAUUCACAAUUUUAGGCAAUUGUCUACACUAGAUCUAUCAAAUUGUCAGUUUAAUGAGACACUUCCAAAUUCAAUUUCUCAUCUUACCCAACUUGUUCAUCUAGACUUGUCAUUCAACAACUUCACUGGUCCACUUCCAUCUUUUAAUAGGUCCAAGGCCCUCAAAGUUUUAUCCCUCAAUCAUAAUGGUUUCAAGGGUGAAGUUCCAUCUACUCAUUUUGAGGGACUUGUAAACCUCACCAUCAUUGAUUUAGGAGAUAACUCCUUUGAUGGAAGAGCCCCUUCAUCUUUGUUUAGACUUCAAUCUCUUCAACAACUCAUGCUUUAUUACAACAAAUUUGAGGGUAUAUUGGAAGAAUUUCCAAAUGCUUCUUGGUCAUUGUUAGAGAUGGUUGAUUUAAGUGGAAACAAUUUUGAAGGGCCUAUUCCUAUGUCUAUAUUCAAACUUAAAAGACUUCGUUUGCUUCAACUUACCAAAAACAAGUUCAAUGGUACUAUACAACUUGAUGUGAUUGGCAGGCUACAAAAUUUGAGUACACUUGAUCUUGGACACAACAACCUGUCUGUUGAUGCAAAUAUAAGGGAUGAUCGUGAGGCGUCAUCUUUUCCUAAUUUGAAAACUCUUUGGUUGGGUUCAUGCAAUUUAAGAGCAUUCCCUAAAUUUUUGAAAUAUAAAUCCUCAACCAUGCUCUACCUAGACUUGUCAGGAAACCAAAUUUCAGGAACAAUUCCCAACUGGAUUUGGAAAUUUGAUUCUAUGAUCGUUCUUAAUAUUUCCUAUAAUUCUCUAACAAAUUUUGAAGGGCCUUUACAAAAUCUUAGUUCAAAUUUGUUUAAACUUGACCUUCAUUCCAACCAAUUACACGGCAUUGCGCCGACAUUUUUUAAAAAUGCCAUCUAUUUGGACUACUCAAGCAACAGAUUCAGUUCUAUUAGCUUGACAGACAUUGGAAGUCAAAUGCCUUUCCUAUAUUAUCUCUCUCUUUCAAACAACAGUUUUCAUGGAACAAUCCAUGAAUCCUUUUGUAACAUUUCAGGUCUUAAAGCACUUGAUCUUUCCUAUAAUAGCUUCAAUGGAAAAAUUCCUAUGUGUUUGACAAGAAGGAGCAACACUCUUAGGCUACUAAAUCUAGGUGGAAACAAGCUCAAUGACCAUAUUUCAGAUACAUUCUCAACAUCUUGUGAUCUAAGGUUGCUAGACCUCAGUGGGAAUCUUUUGAAGGGAACCAUACCUAAAUCUUUGGCAUAUUGCAAACACCUUCAAGUUCUAAACCUUGGAAACAAUCAAUUAAUUGAUACAUUUCCUUGCUUCUUGAAGAAAAUUUCCUCUCUUAGAGUCGUGAUUUUAAGGACAAACAAAUUGCAUGGCCAUAUUGGAUGUGACAAUAACAAUGGAAAUUGGGAGACACUUCAGAUUGUUGAUCUAGCAGACAACAAUUUUAGUGGUAGAUUACCACCAUCACUUUUACAAAGCUGGCAAGCAUUGAUGAUUGAUGAAGAUAAAGGUGGCAAGUUUGGUCAUUUAUUUUUUAAUCUCUAUGAUAACUUCAAUCCUGUGAAUGUCAAAACAGCAAUAAUAGAUCUUAGUAGUGAACUUCAAAUGAAGUUAGCUAAAGUUAUAGCAGCAGAACCACCUUUUUUGCUUGACCAUAUAGUCUCUCAUAUUUUUGAGGAAGGUGUUGGUCUAAGAAGUUAUGAGGAUUCAGUUACAAUUGUUAACAAAGGUAGACCACAGAAUUUGGUUAAAAUCCUCAUUGCUUUCACUUCAUUGGAUUUCUCAUCUAACAACUUUGAAGGACCAAUACCAGAAGAGCUUAUGAAUCUUACAGCACUGCAUGCUCUUAACUUGUCACAAAAUGCUUUCUCAGGUAACAUACCUUCUUCUAUAGGCAAUCUAAAACAUCUCGAGUCCUUAGACUUUUCUAUCAACUCCUUAACGGGAGAGAUUCCUACAGAGCUUGCAAGUUUAUCAUUUCUUGCAGUCAUGAACGUUUCCUAUAAUCACUUGGUAGGAAAAAUACCAACUGGAACACAAAUUCAAUCAUUUCUAGCAGAUUCAUUUAUAGGAAAUGAAGGGUUAUUUGGACCUCCACUGACUCAAAUUUCAAAUGGAAAAGGGUGCUCACCACCACAACCACAAGCAACUGAAACACAUGAUGAGAGUUCAAAUAUUGACUGGAAUUUCUUAAGUGUAGAGUUAGGAUUCACUUUUGGCUUUGGAACUCUGAUACUUCCUCUUAUUCUUUGGAAGAGAUGGAGAAUAUGGUACUCCAAGAAGGUUGAUGACAUGCUUUAUAGGAUCAUUCCUCAGCUUGAUUUUGUACAUGAACAUCAUGGAGGAAAAAAAUAUAGAACUUUGAGGUGGAAGCCAUACUGA